CCUAAAGGCACAGGGAGACAGAAGGAGAGCAGGAGAGAGAGACACACACAAACACACACUCUCACACACACAAAGGGGGAAGAGAGAGCAAGCGAGACAGACACAGGCAGAGAAGACAGUGGAGAGAAAGAGAGAUCCUGAGAGCAGACCUGCGUCUCUAAGUUGGGAUUUUACAGAGUGCAGCCAGCAUGGUCGUCCUCAGCUUAAUAGCUUUGGGAUUUUAUCUUCAGCUUUUCUUCUGCUUUGUUCUAUCUCACACUUCAUUCGUGGACAGCGUCUUCCCCAUUUCAUCAGACCUCCCUUGCUUGGAACAGAAGAAACGAAUUAAUAACAGAGCAUGCUGUCUUCUUGCCCCUCCUCCACCGCCAUUAUUUCCACCACCAUAUUUCAGACAGGGCUGGAAUUCUAAGCUGCUUACCCAUGAUAUGAAAAAUUUAUGUAAAGAACUUCAAAUAAUAGAAGCUUCACGUGAACCAGAAUUCAACUGCCCUUCAGGGCCUCCCGGCCCCCAAGGCCCACAAGGAAUUCCUGGUGUGAUGGGACCAAAAGGAGAAAAAGGGGAAAUUGGCAGACCAGGAAGAAAGGGUAGAUCAGGUCCUCCAGGUGUCCCCGGAAUGCCAGGACCAAUUGGAUGGCCUGGACCAAUGGGACCUAAGGGUGAAAAGGGGGAUUUGGGUGUGAUGGGACUGCCAGGUACAAGAGGACCAAUUGGCUCAAAGGGUUAUCCUGGUACUAGAGGAGAUAAGGGUGCCAGAGGAGAACCAGGUGACAAAGGCCUCAAAGGAGACAAGGGUUAUAUAGGUUUCCCUGGAAUGUUGGGGCAGAAAGGAGAAAUGGGUCCAAAGGGAGAACCUGGAGUGCCUGGGCACAGAGGACCUACUGGAAGACCAGGAAAACGAGGCAAACAAGGGCAAAAGGGAGACAUUGGACCUGCUGGAAUUAUGGGCCCACCUGGCAGGCCUGGUCCUUCGGGUCAACCGGGUCCACCAGGACCUUCUGUAUCAGGACAACUAGCAAUAGGACCAAAAGGGGAAAGAGGCCUUCCAGGGCCCCCAGGAAGAUGUCUGUGCAGACCUCCACAAAAUGUGAAUAUCCCACCAUAUGAGGAAUCCGUGAUUGGACACAGCUCUCCAAAAGUCCCUGCGAUUUUUGUGGUGAACAAUCAAGAGGAGUUAGACCGGGUGAACACUGAAAAUGCGUUAGCAUUUCGAAGAGAUCAGAGAACUCUGUAUUUCAAGGAUCCCAUCGGAUGGCUUCCAGUCCAGCUUACCCCUUUCUAUCCUGUGGAUUACCCUGUAGAGGAUGGCAGCACCUGUGGAGAUGGCAUUAUCCAGGCUGGGGAAGAAUGUGAUGAUGGCAAUACUAUUGUGACAGAUGACUGUAUAAGAUGUCACCAUGCUUAUUGUGGAGAUGGCUACCGACAUGAGGGAGUAGAAGAUUGUGAUGGAAAAGAUUUUGGAUAUUUGACAUGUAAAACAUAUCUCCCUGGGUCUUAUGGAAAGUUACGGUGUACUUCUUAUUGUUAUAUUGACUCUACACAGUGUCGAUAUUUCACAUGAAGGAAAAAUGGAGGUGGGUAGCAUCCCACAUGUGACAGAUACACCAGGUGCUACACUUUCAUCAAUCUGAAAAGGACUAGGAAAUCUACACAACCUCUGUGCAGAGAAAAAAACAACUAUCAUGCUGCUGAUGGCUCUUUGAGAUGUGCUUUAAAAAAAAAUAAGUCUGACUGGAAGAAAAUAGGACCACUGCAUCCUGUCUUAACAGAAAAAUGUCAAACAGUGUUUGCCAAUAAGACUUGUGUUUCACAUGGCUGCCUAUGGGAACUGCUCUUUGUGAGAAUCACCAGACUAAACCACUGGAAAACUGAAUUUCACUAAACAGGAAUAUUGUGUAACAAUACAACAAUACCUCGACUUAGCACUGUUAGACCUACAUACAAACUCUUCAGGGUUUUUGUUUUUAGACUUUCUCAGCAUAAACACAAGGCAUAUCCUGGAUGCGGUGUUUAUAGAGACUAUAUACUCCUUUACUACAAUGUGAACUUUGUAUGCGUUGUAUCCGCAUGAAUUAUAGUUUGUGACUACAAAUUAACCAAAACCCUUACAGGUGAAUUCAGUCCAAUAAGUGUUUUUAAGGACAGCAAAUCAGGGAAAGGGACUGAUUGACUUUAUUGACAGUUUAUACAGUAGAUAAGAAAUUGAGAUGUGUAGAUAUAUGUGUGUAUAUAUGUAAGUAUGCAAGUGAUUCCUACAGGGCCCACAGUUGUUGAACACAAUAGCCAGAUUGGGUGGACAAACUGUGGAAUGGCCAGGAAAUGUGGUCUCUUGAGAGGAGAUCAGACUAUAAAAGAAGGCAAAAAUUUAACACAAAUAAAUAAUUUUCUUAUUCUUUGUCAAGCUGAUUGUCUUCUGUGUUAUUACUGAAUCUUCUCGGAGUGGGAUGGUUUAGAUUUAGAGCUUCCCAGAACUACAUAAAAAAUAUUGUGAAAAUUAAAAUAUGGCCAUUUAGUGCAUGUCUAGACAGCAAAAUUGUUUCGAAAUAACUAGCGUUAUUUCAAAAUAACUUAGUCCACAUCUACACAGCAGGCAGUUAUUUUGAAAUAAUGUCAAAAUACCG
Pelodiscus sinensis (Chinese soft-shelled turtle) is the source of this 2619-nucleotide messenger RNA. It is a transcript of the gene COLQ, whose product is annotated as collagen like tail subunit of asymmetric acetylcholinesterase. The record is from RefSeq and is a predicted model, not a curated record. Gene Ontology annotation, biological process: extracellular matrix organization. NCBI's taxonomy places the organism in Eukaryota, Metazoa, Chordata, Testudines, Trionychidae. Gene Ontology annotation, molecular function: extracellular matrix structural constituent conferring tensile strength.